Messenger RNA from Osmerus eperlanus (European smelt), 2922 nucleotides. RefSeq names its product NCK adaptor protein 2a (gene nck2a). The coding region runs from base 317 to 1504 and encodes 395 amino acids. Gene Ontology annotation, molecular function: signaling adaptor activity; receptor tyrosine kinase binding. The record is from RefSeq and is a predicted model, not a curated record. The transcript has 6 exons. Lineage: Eukaryota; Metazoa; Chordata; Actinopteri; Osmeriformes; Osmeridae. Gene Ontology annotation, biological process: signal transduction; positive regulation of endoplasmic reticulum stress-induced intrinsic apoptotic signaling pathway; negative regulation of endoplasmic reticulum stress-induced eIF2 alpha phosphorylation.
AAUGCCCCCCGCGAGUUUGUCCCUAUUCUCCCAUCGGUUCCUGCACGCCCCGGCGGUGGUGACGUCGCCGGUUGGACGAGAUUGAGGAGGAGACAGCUUGCGAGAGAGAACAAGCGAGGAAAGACCCAGUCGAAUAGCCAUACCGCGAGUAAAAACCGAGCAAGCAAACACGGAAUAACCAAUAGACAUCGUUGCCGUUUGUUGUGUGUAAUAUUCCCGUAGUUUUUCCAGAAAAGCUUUGUUUAGUGUGUGUGUUUCAGCAACCCUCGGUUACUAGUUGUCGUUGGAGUGACCAACAAGGGAGACUCCAUGAAAGAUGACGGAGGAGGUGACAGUUGUAGCCAAGUGGGACUACACGGCCCAGCAGGACCAGGAGCUGGACAUCAGGAAGAACGAGCGCCUCCUGCUAUUGGACGACUCCAAGACGUGGUGGAGGGUCCGCAACGCCGCCAACCAGACGGGCUACGUGCCGUCCAACUACGUGGAGCGCAAGAACAGCCUGAAGAAGGCCUCGCUGGUCAAGAACAUCAAAGACACGUUAGGCUUGGGUAAGACCAGGAGGAAGUUGAGCACGCGUGACACCUCCCCCACGCCCAGCUCCGACACGGAGAGCCCCUCCAAUGGGAGCAGUGGGGGAGGAGGAGCCGAGAGGGUGUACGACCUGGAGAUCCCCGCCGUGGUCAAGUUUGUCUACACGGCGGAGCGCGAGGACGAGCUGACCCUGGCCAAAGGGUCGCGUGUGGUCGUCAUGGAGAAGUGCAGCGACGGCUGGUGGCGGGGGAGCCAGGGGGGGAGGGUGGGCUGGUUCCCCUCCAACUACGUCCAGGAGGAGCCGGCGGGGGAGGAGCCUCCGAGGGGAGGGGAGGGGCCGGGGAGCGCCCCCGGAGGCGGGGCGGCACUGGCCAACGGGGGGGCGGCGGGGGGCGGAGUCCUCCACACGGUCCAGACUCUGUACCCCUUCAGCUCCGUGACGGAGGAGGAGCUGAACUUUGAGAAGGGGGAGGUGAUGGAGGUGGUGGAGAAGCCCGAGAACGACCCCGAGUGGUGGAGGUGCAGGACCAGCCGCGGCCUGGUCGGCCUGGUCCCCAAGAACUAUGUGGCGGUCCUGAGCGACGGAGCCUCCAAGCCCUUGCCCUCCUCGCCGGUCCACAGCUCCCCGCUGAAGAGGCCCGUUCUGGGCCCGGUCCGGGUGGGCAAGUUUGCGGGCCGGGACUGGUACUACGGAGGCAUCACCCGGAACCAGGCGGAGAGUGUCCUCAACGAGAGGGCAGACGUGGGAGACUUCCUCAUACGGGACAGCGAGUCGUCUCCCAGUGACUUCUCGGUGUCCCUGAAGGCCAUUGGGAAGAACAAGCACUUUAAGGUGCUGUUGGCUGACGGCUCCUACUGUAUCGGCCAGCGCAGGUUUUCCUCCAUGGAAGAACUGGUGGAGCACUACAAGAAGGCUCCCAUCUUCACCAGCGAGCACGGCGACAAGCUCUACCUGGUCAAACCACUGCUGUGACACCACGCACACACAAACGCCUUCACACACUUAACAGAACUGAGGUAAUGACAUGUAUAUACACCAUCAUGAUUACAUAUACAGACACACACACACACACACACUAACAGACCUAAGGUACUCACAAGUAUAAACACAUAUAUACAUACACACACACACACACACACCCGCACACGCGCCCCAGUGCCCACAGAUAUCAGUAACUCGUCUUAAUGUAAGCCUUAGCUCUGGGUCCUCUUGUUGUAAUAUCGUGGGGUCUCGUCCUACAGACGACUUGGACACCCACGCACACACACACACACCCACGCACACACACACAUACACACACACACAUGUCUGGAGAGCUGGGCAGGGAGAAUGUUGAACUCUGGGAGGGUGGUCUGUAUGGGGGCUGUUUGUCGUUUUGUCUUUUUGUUUCCUUUUGAAAGAUGUCUGAAUGCCUGUUUGGUACUGAACUCUCUCCAGAGGUUCAGAGUGCUGGUGAACCCUCUCCAGAGGUUCAGAGUGCUGGUGAACCCUCUCCAGAGGUUCAGAGUGCAGGUGAACUCUCUCCAGAGGUUCAGAGUGCAGGUCAGCGUACUGAACCCUCUCCAGAGGAUCAGAGUGCAGGUCAGCGUACUGAACCCUCUCCAGAGGUUCAGAGUGCAGGUCAGCGUACUGAACCCUCUCCAGAGGAUCAGAGGGCUGGUGAACCCUCUCCAGAGGUUCAGAGUGCAGGUCAGCGUACUGAACCCUCUCCAGAGGAUCAGAGUGCAGGUCAGCGUACUGAACCCUCUCCAGAGGUUCAGAGUGCAGGUCAGCGUACUGAACCCUCUCCAGAGGAUCAGAGUGCAGGUCAGCGUACUGAACCCUCUCCAGAGGAUCAGAGUGCAGGUCAGCGUACUGAACCCUCUCCAGAGGAUCAGAGUGCAGGUCAGCGUACUGAACCCUCUCCAGAGGUUCAGAGUGCAGGUGAACUCUCUCCAGAGGUUCAGAGGGCUGGUGAACCCUCUCCAGAGGAUCAGAGUGCAGGUCAGCGUACUGAACCCUCUCCAGAGGAUCAGAGUGCAGGUCAGCAAGGUGAAAACACUUCUGCCUUGUCGUCUCUCGCCAACCCCAGACCCCUCUCCUCAUUCUCUGCUCUUAGAAGUCCUUCUCUACCUUCGCCCACUCCCUCCCUCUCUACCUUCAAGUGUAUCCUUCUCCACUGGCUGUUGUAACUGAGAUUGCAUCAGCUGUUUUGAUCAUUGCUGUCUUCCUGUAGGGGGCGCCAUUAUAGCUUGAAUGUGACCAACGUUGUGGCAUGCAAUGAUGAAAGGCUGUAUGUCUGUGUACCUGGCUGUAAUCCUGACUACAGAGGGACAGAGGGUUGGUUGAGUAAAUAAGAUGUGGAGGAAGGAGGGAAGUAGGAAAAAAAAAAAAAAAAAAAAAAAAAAGAA